Messenger RNA from Gorilla gorilla gorilla (western lowland gorilla), 1660 nucleotides. It is a transcript of the gene OXER1, whose product is annotated as oxoeicosanoid receptor 1. The record is from RefSeq and is a predicted model, not a curated record. Gene Ontology annotation, cellular component: plasma membrane. Gene Ontology annotation, biological process: G protein-coupled receptor signaling pathway. The transcript has a single exon. Gene Ontology annotation, molecular function: G protein-coupled receptor activity. Lineage: Eukaryota; Metazoa; Chordata; Mammalia; Primates; Hominidae. The coding region runs from base 91 to 1245 and encodes 384 amino acids.
AUAGUGCCAAUCAUCCCACUUUGCCCUGAGCACUCCUGCAGGGGUAGAAGACUCCAGAACCUUCUCUCAGGCCCAUGAGCCAAGCAGCCCAUGGAACUUCAUAACCUGAGCUCUCCAUCUCCCUCUCUCUCCUCCUCUGUUCUCCCUCCCUCCUUCUCUCCCUCACCCUCCUCUGUUCCCUCUGCCUUUAUCACUGUGGGGGGGUCCUCUGGAGGGCCCUGCCACCCCACCUCUUCCUCGCUGGUGUCUGCCUUCCUGGCACCAAUCCUGGCCCUGGAGUUUGUCCUGGGCCUGGUGGGGAACAGUUUGGCCCUCUUCAUCUUCUGCAUCCACACGCGGCCCUGGACCUCCAACACAGUGUUCCUGGUCAGCCUGGUGGCCGCUGACUUCCUCCUGAUCAGCAACCUGCCCCUCCGCGUGGACUACUACCUCCUCCAUGAGACCUGGCGCUUUGGGGCUGCUGCCUGCAAAGUCAACCUCUUCAUGCUGUCCACCAACCGCACGGCCAGCGUUGUCUUCCUCACAGCCAUCGCACUCAACCGCUACCUGAAGGUGGUGCAGCCCCACCACGUGCUGAGCCGUGCUUCCGUGGGAGCAGCUGCCCGGGUGGCCGGGGGACUCUGGGUGGGCAUCCUGCUCCUCAACGGGCACCUGCUCCUGAGCACCUUCUCCGGCCCCUCCUGCCUCAGCUACAGGGUGGGCACGAAGCCCUCGGCCUCACUCCGCUGGCACCAGGCGCUGUACCUGCUGGAGUUCUUCCUGCCACUGGCGCUCAUCCUCUUUGCUAUUGUGAGCAUUGGGCUCACCAUCCGGAACCGUGGUCUGGGUGGGCAGGCAGGCCCGCAGAGGGCCAUGCGCGUGCUGGCCAUGGUGGUGGCCGUCUACACCAUCUGCUUCUUGCCCAGCAUCAUCUUUGGCAUGGCUUCCAUGGUGGCUUUCUGGCUGUCCGCCUGCCGCUCCCUGGACCUCUGCACACAGCUAUUCCAUGGCUCCCUGGCCUUCACCUACCUCAACAGUGUCCUGGACCCCGUGCUCUACUGCUUCUCUAGCCCCAACUUCCUCCACCAGAGCCGGGCCUUGCUGGGCCUCACGCGGGGCCGGCAGGGCCCAGUGAGCGACGAGAGCUCCUACCAACCCUCCAGGCAGUGGCGCUACCGGGAGGCCUCUAGGAAGGCGGAGGCCAUAGGGAAGCUGAAAGUGCAGGGCGAGGUCUCUCUGGAAAAGGAAGGCUCCUCCCAGGGCUGAGGGCCAGCUGCAGGGCUGCAGUGCUGUGGGGGUAAGGGCUGCCGCGCUCUGGCCUGGAGGGACAAGGCCAGCACACGGUGCCUCAACCAACUGGACAAGGGAUGGCAGCAGACCAGGGGCCAGGCCAAAGCACUGGCAGGACUCAGGUGGGUGGCAGGGAGAGAAACCCACCUAGGCCUCUCAGUGUGUCCAGGAUGGCAUUCCCAGAAUGCAGGGGAGAGCAGGAUGCCGGGUGGAGGAGACAGGCAAGGCACCGUUGGCACACCAGCUCAGACAGGGGCCUGCGCAGCUGCAGGGGACAGAGGCCAAUCACUGUCACAGCAGAGUCACCUUAGAAAUUGGACAGCUGCAUGUUCUGUGCUCUCCGGUUUGUCCCUUCCAAUAUUAAUAAACUUCCCUUUUAAAUAUAUUUAUU